Molecule: messenger RNA, 885 nt
Organism: Mucor mucedo
Lineage: Eukaryota; Fungi; Mucoromycota; Mucoromycetes; Mucorales; Mucoraceae
Exons: 4
Coding region: 1-885 (294 amino acids)
Source: RefSeq, a predicted model, not a curated record
AUGCUAGAUAGUCAGUAUGCCAACGAUGUUCUCGGAUUUGUUAAUCCCACUCCCGAUGGCAAUUGUGGAUUUCGCGCUGUCAGUGCUGCUGUUUUUGGACACGAAGAAGCCUGGAUCCAGGUCAAAAAAAUGAUGUUAGCUACUUUUUUAAACGUCCUUGCUUUGAUCGUUCCCUAUUUCGUCCAGUGUUGCUCUGCCGCUGCUUCUAGGGCUUCUUCUUCUGCGGCUUCUCUUGCGGCUCCUCCUGCUCCUCUGCCAGUAGCACUUCCUGCGGCCCCUCCUGCGGCAUCCUUUGUGGCUGCUUCUCCUGUGGCUUCUCCUGCGGCUACUCUUGGGGCUUCUCCUGUGGCUUCUCCUGUGGCUCCUGGUACGGCUCCUCCUGCGGCUACUCCCGCGCCCUUGUCUGCUGCUCCAUUUGUGGCGGCCCGCCCCCUGACUUUUUCGCCCGUCAUUGGUGACCGUUUUCGACGUUUUCCUGGUGUUAUUGUACACGCAAUCACCACCACCACAAAAGCCAUUCGAUUGCCCUUUGCUCGUGUUGCUAGAGGGCAGUUGGAGUUGAAUACGUUCGUAAGGGAGUAUAUUUUCUUACAACGAAACAUGGCCGCAUCACAGGUUCGAAACCUUCUCCUGGCUUUGAUCCUUUUUUUAAUAAAUGAUGGGGUGCUCACGGUGCGCCAACAUGCUUUGCUUCACUCACCCAACCAAACACGUUCUGAGUUAGAAUCAAUCCGACUCGCGUUGAAACUUGGAGCCUUUAUUGCUCAGAUUGUAGAGGACGCAGGUCUUACCCCUUUGUUGUUGGUGGCAUUGUUCCCUCCAUCCAAAUUACAACGGGCAAGAGUAGCAGUCUUUGCGGACUAUAAAAUGUUUUUGCAGGUUUAA